Molecule: messenger RNA, 6035 nt
Organism: Vespula vulgaris
Lineage: Eukaryota; Metazoa; Arthropoda; Insecta; Hymenoptera; Vespidae
Product: zinc finger protein 449-like
Exons: 9
Coding region: 635-2062 (475 amino acids)
Biological process (GO): regulation of transcription by RNA polymerase II
Cellular component (GO): chromosome
Molecular function (GO): chromatin insulator sequence binding
Source: RefSeq, a predicted model, not a curated record
CUUUUUUUUUAUACAUUUCUUCUCCAGCGACUUUUUAUACGCGACAUCAUAUAUAUAUAUAUAUAUAUAUACAUAUAUAUAUGUAUAUUAUACAUACAUAUAUAUAUUAUACACACAUAUAUAUAUAUAUAUAUAUACAUUUUUUCGAUACACGAAACGCGAGUGUAGAAAAGGAAGGAACACGUUCCACGAGGAGAGAGUCGAUGAGCUUGCUUGGUUGUGUCUUUCUCUACGUGUACCAUCGUCGAAUACUCGUCGAUUAUUGUAGUCGUCGUCGUUAUCGUAGUCGUUAUCGUAGUCGUCGUCGUCGAUCGGGUCGUGCGUGCGAGCGGUCGAGCGAGUGAUCUGUGACGUCAGUGGUCCGAUCGGCUGUCACCUGUCAAGCCGACGACCGAUCGUCGACCGAUUACUACUACUACUACUACUACUACUACUGCUACUACUGCUACUACUACUACUACUGUUACGGUUGGGGGAUGAGACUACGUAAUGACGAUCGGGCACAGUUGCGGUAGGCCACCAGAGGGGCACCUGUAAGAGACACAUCCAAUCCCUAAUCCAUCUUCUUAUUCUUCUUUAAAAAAUAAAAUAACCGAACCGGAGCACAUGUCUGACGUCACAGAUCACAAGACGGAUGGAAUAUGGGAUUUGGAGUCUUCAUGUUGCGGGUGAACUUUGGGGAGACCCACGCCUCACCCGUAGGCACCACCCAAUUUUACCCCCAAAUGCGUCACAAAUACUUCCGAGGGCUGCUUUAGCCCUUAGUGCCCUACAUCAACCAACGACAAAUAUGGUACCAUUGCCGUUAACGUUUAAUGGGCCGCCUUAUGGCCCAAUGGAAUUGGUUACGAAAUCUUCCGGAAGUAAUAACGAUUUAGAAUCGGCCAAAGACGAUACUUAUCGUACUGAAGAAAAUGAUGAUGGCGAUGAUAACGAAGGCAACGAAGAAAACAUCGAAAAACCCGACGAAAAUGAAAAUCAAACUUCUAAACAAAUCGAGACUAAUGAAAAUGAAGAGGAGGAGGAAAGUGAUACAGGAAGUACCGGAAGUUCGCGUAAGUCGACUAAUAACAAUUUCCCAACGAAAUUGUUAAACCCAAUGUCCUGUUUAGGUCUCGAUAAGGAAGGUGCGAUAUCGCCAGUGUUAAAUGGUUGGGUAUUAGGUGCUUAUACGGCAAUGUUAGGAAGGUUAUCAGCAGCUACUGCAGCAUUAGAAGCUACACAAAUUCCAAAUAUACCUUCCGAUAGUGAUUCCGAAAGCGAGCAUUCUUCUUACACGGAGAGAUCAAGAGGUAGUAGUCCAAACGCUAAUAACGUACAUCGAGGAUAUUCAUGUGGUUCUUGCGACGUAGUAGCCCCAACUAGACCAGCUUUAAGGAAACAUAUUGCGGAUUGUCAUCCGACAUUAAAUGGUACGGAAACGAGAGAAUCAAGGACUUGUCCUGCCUCAGGUUGCGAUUUUACAACGAACAGUAGAUGUGAAAUGGAAACUCAUGUAGCAGCACAUGUAGCACAAGGAAUGACACCUACUGGAAAGAAACGUACGCUGGCCUUGCAACGCGUCAGGUAUAGAUACGAAAGAGAGGAAUAUCGAUGCACCUUAUGUUCCUAUGCCUGUACGAUCGAGAAAGCUUUCCAAAGGCAUUUAAGGGCACACGCCAGAGGAACGGCCCCAGAAACAAGAGUUAGUUGCGCAGUAUGCGGUGCUGAUAGAUCAUCCGAGGUUGAUUUAAGUAGACACAUGAGAAGGCACCGAGACGAUCGUUACUUUUGUUGCGAUAUUUGUAUCUUCCGUACGGUUCAAUUGAAAAAGUUGAUUCAACAUCGUCGCAUGCACACCGGCGAGAAACCACAUCUCUGUCCGCAUUGCGCAUACAGAAGUGCACGACGUGAUAAUCUACGCAGUCAUGUUAGACGAGUCCACAAGAAAGAGAAUUUAUAUUGCGAUACGUUCAGUCCACGUGGCAUGUUGAUAGCGCCAACUAUGAACGAUAAAGAUGACUCGAUCGUCGUACAAAGUCCCGCAUCAUCGCCGUCCUCCAAUCCUGAGUCGACGAAUUAGUGCAAAACGAAGAUAUAUUAGUGCAAGGGAAAGAACGACUUAGCCUCUAAACGACUUUCGGUCAGAGGUAAAUAAUUCGUUUUCUUUUUUUUUCCUUUUUUUUUCUUUUUUUUUUUUAGACAUAUCGCAGAGAACGUGUGGGUGAGUUGGGUGGGGCGGGGCGUGGCGGGGAUAAGAGGGGUGUGAAAAGGGGUGGGUGGUCAGGCCAAAAACAAGUAAUCCUAAGUGAUCUCUCUUUCUUUCUUUUUUUUUUUUUAUAAAUAAAAUCAAUCAAGCUUUUGCGAAACUUUUGCAAAACUUUCGUGAGUCAAUUUUUUCUUUUUCUUUGUCAGAAUUUUAUAGAUUGGAUAAAACUAUUUAUUUUGAUUACUCGAGGGUUACUCUUUUUGGCUCGUACUCUUCCUAUCUCUCUGUAUAAUAUCAUUCAUUUCUCAAAUCGAUCGAUAAAUAAUCAAUCGAAUAUUUUCAGCUACUAUUUAAAUGUAGCAUGGUAGGAAGAUCUUGAAAGUGAGAAUGGCUGUGAAAUGAAGAAUAAGAGGCUAUCGUGAAACUUCGAUUAUGAGAAAUCGUAUAUUAUCUCUAGAAGAUGGAUAAUUUAAGAUCGAUGUCUCUAUGUAAAUUUUUUAUUUCGUUUUAUUUCGUUUUCUAUUCUUUUUGUUUGUUUGUUUGUUUCUUUGUUUCUUUCUUUUUCUCUCCGUUUUUUCUCUCUCUUUUCUUUUUUUUUUUUUUUUAUACACAACGUAGGAGAAAAAUUAUUAUAAAAAUGAAACGUUCGUCCAUCUUCGUCUUUGAACUUUUUCGAUAUGGUCAGAGAUUGAGAGAUUAUUAUAAACAAAGUUUCGCAAGAUUCAAGAGUAUUACAUAAUUUAUAAUGUCAAUUUGAUUCAAACAACAUUUUGUCUCUUGUAUAAGUAUGUGUGUAAAUAUAUAUAUAUAUAUAUAUAUAUAUAUAUAUAUAUAUAUAUAUAUAUAUAUUACGUAUGAUAUAUGUAGUACUAAAGUCAAGAAAAAACCUACGAAGUUAUAAAUGUAAAUGAUGUCAAGAUCAUCGAUCUCUAAUCAUAAUCGAUAUGAUAUAAUUAGACUUCGAGUAAAUCAGUGAUCUAUAGAAAUCUGCAUGUGAUCUCAUCGUCGAUGAUCAUUCUCAAUCUAAUCCUUCGGAUUUUAUUAUUAAAGAUUAAAGAAAAAUUUAAAAAAAAAAAACAUAAAAAAAGUAAAUAAAAAAAAUAAACCACUUGCAUAUAAACACUAAUAAACGCUAAUUAAUUAAUUAUUGUUAUUAAAGAAAACAAAAAAAAAAUUAAAUUAAAUUAAAUUAAAUAAAUAAAUAUAAAAAAAAAAAAUAAUAAAAAAGUAAUAAUACAUUCGGUAUUCGAACCGUUUGGUCUCGGUAAUGACGAAAAAGGAAAGCUGCAUAAUGGUGCUAGACUUGUAGACUGGAUCAUAGUGAAAGACUGAUAAUAGGUGUGCUUCACGGCAUCAUAUACAUAUGUAUGUAUAUGUCAUUUUAUUUAUAUGAAUAUUCUGCCGUGAUUAACGAAUGAGAAAGAUUAAGACUGCAAUUCUAUAAUCGAUUUAAAGCUGAAGAGUCUCCUGUCCAAUAUAUAUAUAUAUGUAUAUACAUAUAUAUAUUUAUGUAUAUAUGUAUAUAUAUAAUAUAUAUGUAUGUAUGUGUGUGUGUGUAUAUAUAUAUAUUUCUCAUUCCAUCUUUUUAUAUAUUCAAUUCAAUUUUAAUAUCGCGUUGCUUGUAUCACAUGAUCCAUAUAUUAAAUGUAAUAUCAAUAUUAACAGGAGAACUCUUGGCUAAACUAGAAAAAGGGUGCUAUUUUGCAAAUAAUUUAAUUCAAUAAUUUAUACAUUUGAAUUAUUUAUAAAGGAAAGCACGUACAGUGUAUUCAUUCGUUUCAUUUAUUUAUUUAUUUAUUAUUAUUACUUUUUUUUUCUUAAACGCGUAUAAGCUCUUUCAAGUCGACAAAAAGAAAACCGUCCCCUGAAGGAUCGUUGCAAAGAGAUUUUGAAGAGAAAAAAGAACAAACAAAUAAAAGAAAAAAGAAAAAAGUUAUUGAAGGAACAUAAGGAGGGUUGAAAGGGGGGGAAAAGGUGAUGAAAAUAACGAAAGCCAAUACUUAUAAAUGUGUGUCAAUUUUGAAUCUAUUCUACUUACUACGUUCUAGUCGAUAAUUAAAGAAAAGAAAAGAAAAAAAAAAAUUAAAAAAAAAAUUAAAAAAGAAAGAAAUAGAAAAAAAAAAUAAAUUGCAGACAAAAAACAAACAACAUUUUGUAGAAAAUGAUCAUAUAGCAAGAACUCUCGAGAUAUGGUAUGUGUUGCACGAUUAAAGAGCUCGUUAAUUACUAUAUUCUGAAUUCAUACAUACAUAUACACAGACACAAACACAAGUAUAAUAACAAUAAUAAUAUUAAUAACAAUAUUAAUAAUAAUAAUAAUAAUAAUAAUAAUAAUAAUAAUAAUAAUAAUAAUAAUAAUAAUAACAAUAAUAAUAAUAUACUUUCUUGCUUUUGAUAUAUAUUGUAUUUAAAUGAUAUUUUAUAUUUGUAACGUGUUUAUUGCAAACGGUGAACGAUAAAUUUCCAACGACAUCUUUUUAUAUAUAUAUCUCUCUCUCACAUGAUUUUUUAUAUAUAUAUAUAUUUAUUUAUUUAUAUAAAUAUAUAUAUACGCCGCCUGCCUAUAAAAACUGGCUCUUGAUUAUAAUUGUUGCAUAGUAUUAAAGUAUAGUCGAGUGACGAAUUUAUGUUAUUUAUUAUAUAACGUGUACAUACGUUACAUUAAGAUAUAUUUAACUUGAAAUAUUUUACAAUGAAUAUUUCGUUUAAAGAGAUAUCCGUUUAAGUAGAUUUUUCUAAGUUCUUAGCUGGAUUUUUUUGAUUAUUCGAGAUUAGUAUAAAGAAGAUAAUAACACGAAGUAUAUCAGCUCAAAACAUCUCUUUGUUGACAUUUCAUUCGUAUAAAUAAAUAAAUAUGUAUAUGUAUAUGUAUAUGUAUAUGUAUAUGUAUGUAUAUGUAUAUGUAUGUAUAUAUGUAUAUGUAUGUAUAUGUGUAUAUACAUAUAUAUAUGAAUCGGUGAUUAUGAAAGUGAUUUUCAUUUUGAAAUCAUUUGAUUUUUGAAUCAUAUAAAAAUUGUUUUGUCUAUGUAAUAACAAGAACAAAGAGAAAAAGAGAAAAAUCGAAGUGUAUUUAAAAAAAAAAGUAUAUAUAUAAUUCUGUUAUGUAAUUUUAUUGUUUUAAAAAUAUUAAUGUGUAUAUCAUAAAAUACCUUAAAUGAUUUUAAACCACUUUAUCAUAAUCACUGACUCGUCAUAUAUAUAUAUAUAUAUAUAUAUAUAUAUAUAUAUAUAUAUAUAUAUAUAUAUAUAUAGUCUGCAUACGGUGCUUAAAACGUGGAAAGAUUGAAAAUUUAGGAGGAGAAGAAAAUAAGAAAAAAAAAAACGAACUAAAAAAAAAUAAUAAUAAUAAUCAGCUUGUAUCGUCCGAGCAAGUCUCAGGUGUAUGCGAGAUUUUAUUCUAGUUAAUCGUAAACACACAAGGGCUAUUUAUCAUAAAUGUCGUAUCAUCAAUAAAAUGAAAUAAAUAAAUAAUGUGUGCCAAAGAAGGAUUUUGAGAGGUCGAUGAAGAAAAAUAAAAAGUGAGAUUAACGUUGUAAAGAAAAAGAAAAAGAAGAAGAAGGAGAAGGAGAAUAAAAGAAAAAGAAAAGAAGCAAAAAAUAAAUAAAUAAAAAAAAAAAAGCAAGAAAAAGAAGAGAAAAAGAGAAAGAUAGGCAAAAUGAAAAAGGCUGCUCUGCGAGUGGAAGUACGAAAAAAAUCAUCGAUGAAUGUAUUUUCUCUAUUCUUAAACUUUUCAAUGAAUUAUUUCGAUUGAGAGAGGAUUAGAAAGAAAAAGAAAGAAAGUUUGAGAAUAGAAUGAAGAUAAUAAUAAUAAUAAUAAAAAGAAAUAAAAAAAAAAAAAAACGAAAAA